AUGAAUACGAAUAUGGAACAUACAAAUGUUCAAUUGAUCGAUUUACCUAAUGAAGUACUUCUGAUGAUUUUUAAGAAACUGAACAAUGUUGAAUUACUCUAUUCUCUUAUGGGUAUCAACACACAAUUAGAUAGAAUUAUAUCCGAUUCAGUCUUUACUAAAAACUUAACAUUGGUAAGAUAUUUUUCAAGUGAUCUUAUCUAUCCAUUGAUUGAUAAAAUACUCGAUCGAUUUUGCUCACAAAUAUUACCUCACAUACAUUCUAAAAUUAAUACACUUUAUCUUGAAUCAUUAUCUAUGGAACGUAUUCUUCGUGUUGCUGAUUAUCCUAAUUUACAUAGUCUCGGACUUUACAAUAUUGAUGACAAGACUGCUGAACGUGUUUUUUCAGAUGAAAGUGCUCAGUGUCAUUUCUAUUCAUGUCCAUAUACGUUGAGAUAUUAUCAUAAUAUAACGAAUAGCUUUCAAGGUGGAUUAUUCAAAUGUGUUUGUGAAGUUUCAUUAUUUGAUGAACGUCCAUUUGAACAUGAAUUCUUUAUUUGA
Rotaria sp. Silwood1 is the source of this 543-nucleotide messenger RNA. Lineage: Eukaryota; Metazoa; Rotifera; Eurotatoria; Philodinida; Philodinidae. The record is from the annotation of a GenBank genome assembly.